AUGAUACCUGGGGAAGUUAACCCACUAUCAAAAGUUAUCUGGGGAACAGAUCAAGGAUCAAAUAUUAAAAAAGCAUCAGAACAAAAUACAAGAGUAAAUUGUGCCGCCCACAUGAUAUCUAAUAUUCUAAAAGCUACAAUUGACAAUAAAUUUAUUUCGGGCGAAGAUGGAAGUAGUGUAACAGUGCCAAUUUUUAAAUUAAUUCAAGCAGCCAAAGCACUUGUAGGCUAUAUGAAAGGAACUGGUGACAACAAUAAAAUUUCAAAAACACUUAUUCAAGAGCUUGAAAUAAGAUGGAAUACCCGUUUAUUAAUGAUAAUUUCCAUUGAAGAACAGUUUCAAGAAAUUAAAGACUUGUAUAAAGAUGGUUAA
Macrosiphum euphorbiae (potato aphid) is the source of this 372-nucleotide messenger RNA. The record is from the annotation of a GenBank genome assembly. NCBI's taxonomy places the organism in Eukaryota, Metazoa, Arthropoda, Insecta, Hemiptera, Aphididae.